AUGCAAUACCCAAAAUGGGCUUUCAAUCUGAGAUUGGUGGCUCAUGGAAUGUUGCUUACACGGGACAGACUGUCCAAAUGGGGUAUAACCACUAAUAUCUUAUGUCCUCUAUGUGAUGUGGAGUAUGAGACAAUUGCUCAUAUAUUCUUUCAAUGCAAAUAUUCGGCUGCUAUUUGGGAAAGAUUACUACUCUGGGAGGGAAUAGAUAGGAAAGCUAGCAGGUGGCCCGUAGAACAAGAUUGGGCUGAGAAUCAUGCAAAUGGGAAAGGGGUGGAAGUAGAGGAAAGAAAUAACAGAAUAUUCCAAAGUGCUAGAAGAACUGAAGAUCAACUAGUGAGGUUGAUUGCCCAGGAGGUCCAAGGCAGGGGUAACAAUACGGUAUGGGCUUGUGAACAGAUCUUUAGGGGUUUUUGUGCUGUACAAACAUUUCCCUAG
Messenger RNA from Nicotiana tabacum (common tobacco), 435 nucleotides. The record is from RefSeq and is a predicted model, not a curated record. NCBI's taxonomy places the organism in Eukaryota, Viridiplantae, Streptophyta, Magnoliopsida, Solanales, Solanaceae.